Molecule: messenger RNA, 437 nt
Organism: Sciurus carolinensis (gray squirrel)
Lineage: Eukaryota; Metazoa; Chordata; Mammalia; Rodentia; Sciuridae
Gene: Chchd7
Product: coiled-coil-helix-coiled-coil-helix domain containing 7
Exons: 5
Coding region: 121-378 (85 amino acids)
Source: RefSeq, a predicted model, not a curated record
CGGCCUGGGCGCUGGCGAAGCGGCAGCCCGAGGCAGUACCUCGGAAGGCAGCGCGGCCUCGAAUUCACAUCCUUUCAGUUUUUCCUUCGGCUUCUCUGCCCGGCUCCGUAAGAAGACAGGAUGCCUGUGGUGAUGCGGCGACUGAGAGAUCCUGACAUAAAUCCUUGUUUGUCGGAAUCUGAUGCUUCUACCAGAUGUAUGGAUGAAAAUAAUUAUGACAGGGAAAGAUGUUCCAGUUAUUUCUUGAAGUACAAAAACUGCCGAAGAUUCUGGAAUUCCAUCAUGAUCCAAAGAAGACAGAAUGGAGUGAAACCAUCUAUGCCCACAGCAGCAGAAAGAGAUGAAAUCUUGGGAGCAAUGGGAAAGAUGCCUUAUUGAAUGUUUGCCCUAAAAUUGUUUAUGUAAACUGGAAGCAGAUAAAUAUUUUUAAUGCACAA